Coregonus sp. 'balchen' is the source of this 15585-nucleotide messenger RNA. NCBI's taxonomy places the organism in Eukaryota, Metazoa, Chordata, Actinopteri, Salmoniformes, Salmonidae. The record is from the annotation of a GenBank genome assembly.
AUGGCAACGGGCUGGCAAGCUUUAGCUAUUGAGCAAGCCGAAUUGAUAUCCAGUCGUCUCAGAGAGCUGUUAUCCUCCGGGGAGGGAUAUAUCCGAUCGGAGUUUGGGGUGGAAUUGGGACUGACGCCUGAGCUGUACCCGUUAUGGGUGAUCCUUUCCGCCGCGGUGCUGGUGCUGGUUCUGCCGUGGGCCGCGGUCUGUGGCGGACUCUUCGGUGGGAAAAAGCUAGGAGCUCCGGUUACACAAGACAGUGGCGAUUCCCUCAAAGGCCAAGUGAAUAAGAUUGUGAAGCCCGAGGCACAAAAGAAGAAGACUAAAAAGAAAUGUACUGAAAAGGUAGCUUCACAUAUAGCUAGCUAACUAGUUGGAAAUGGUCAUUGUCGUGGCGCUGGCAAACUUCCAUUCAGCUGAGUGUUGUGUUGUUGGCUCGCUGGCUAGCCGGUUAGCUUGCUAAUGUUAGCCGCUAACUAGCUGAAUAUCUAAACUAUUUCUAAGAUCUUACUUUGUUUUGUCAGCUUAGCUUGCAGAUAGCACUCUUCGUUAGUAUGAAUAAUCGUAUUCUCAUGUAGCUAGUUAUCAAUUCCAUGUGAAUCAUAAAUGACCUAACUACUACUAGAUAUGCAGGUUUAACUAGCUAGCCAAUUUAGCUAGAUUGCGUAGUUAGCUGGCUAACUAGCUAACGAUAGCUUGUCUGAUCACUGUCAGCCUGCCUGAUGUCUAGAUAGGUUUGUCAUGUUAUUUUGUCACUCACACGGCUUCAGUAAUAGCUCCAUUUAUGUCGUUUCUCUCUCGGCCUACAGAAGUCUCAGUAUAAUGGACGAACAGUGUCGGAGCCGCAGGAGGAAGAGAGAGAAGGAAUUACCCAACCUGAGGUUUGUACCUAACAAUAACAUCUUUAAGUCUAAUGGAAGUUUAUUUGGAUUGACAAGGGGGAAUGUAUUUCUCAUCCAAUUACCAAAGGCAAAGCGAUCCUUGCACCUGUAAAUCAGCGUCUGUAGGACCGUUAGCUAGAAUUGAUGAAAGGCCUGUAUCCACAUUUUAAAUGGUGGUAACAGGUCCAUGGUGAAGAUAGUAACAUGUAAUAGUAAUUUGAACAUGGAUAUUUAGCCUAAUUACUUGAUAAAACUGAUGCAUAGAACAAACUGGCUUUCCAGGCUGUUCUCCAGCUCACUGAGAGGGGUAAUGCUGGUCUAGAAGGGGCUGUUCUCCAGCUCACUGAGGGGUAAUGCUGGUCUAGAAGGGGCUGUUCUCCAGCUCACUGAGAGGGGUAAUGCUGGUCUAGAAGGGGCUGUUCUCCAGCUCACUGAGGGGUAAUGCUGGUCUAGAAGGGGCUGUUCUCCAGCUCACUGAGAGGGGUAAUGCUGGUCUAGAAGGGGCUGUUCUCCAGCUCACUGAGAGGGGUAAUGCUGGUCUAGAAGGGGCUGUUCUCCAGCUCACUGAGAGGGGUAAUGCUGGUCUAGAAGGGGCUGUUCUCCAGCUCACUGAGAGGGGUAAUGCUGGUCUAGAAGGGGCUGUUCUCCAGCUCACUGAGAGGGGUAAUGCUGGUCUAGAAGGGGCUGUUCUCCAGCUCACUGAGAGGGGUAAUGCUGGUCUAGAAGGGGCUGUUCUCCAGCUCACUGAGAGGGGUAAUGCUGGUCUAGAAGGGGCUGUUCUCCAGCUCACUGAGAGGGGUAAUGCUGGUCUAGAAGGGCCAGGUGGUCCAAGCUGGUGUCAGGUUUGCUUCUGGACAUCCAGAUUCAGCAUCAGGAGUUAUUUAAAAACUUAUCUGUUUCACUCAGUACCUGGUGGGGAGCUCAGUACCUGGUGGGGAGCUCAGUACCUGGUGGGGAGCUCAGUACCUGGUGGGGAGCUCAGUACCUGGUGGGGAGUUUUAAGUUGCCUGCCACACAGCUGCAGCUGAUAACAGACAAACUGCAAAGGAUGUUGAGUCACUCACACUGUGUUUGGUCAGGCUGUAGGUUAUGCCAUGGUUACACAGUAUUGUAUAUUGGGAAACUGGAAAUAUACCAAUGAUAUAUAUAAACCCUGGAUUGCUGAUGCUAUGUAUUGGCUAUUGGGAGGCUUUGAAGCCAGCGGUCGGCCAUAUUGCCACUCCCCAGUAGGAGCAGUUCUCCAUAGGAAUGAAUGGAAUUCUAUUUCAAUUAAAUGUUUCAAGGACAAAAUUAUUAUGUAUUUAAGUAUUUUUGUUAUUGUUGUGGGAAAAUGUUUUAUUUAUAUAUAUUUAUUUCAUUUGUUAAGCUCACAUAAGAUCAUUUAAAAGUAUUAAUUAAGGUGUCUGUAAUAGAAUAAAUGUGGCAAAACUAACUAGACAUGAAUAAAUGCAUUUCUAUAGCUUCCUUUUUUCUUUUUACAAUGUUGGGGUAAAGGAAGCACGGUGGCUUCAACACAGCGCCCCCUAGCAGUCAUCUAGUGUAUACAUCAAUAUUUAUCAAUGAAUGAACAUUAGGACUACUAUUGCUUGAAAGUUUGACUUUUUGUUGUCUUUCAUUGAAUAGGUGAAGAAAACCAAGAAGAAAGCGAAACCCGAGGUGAAACCAGCCGAGAGGGUUUCUGCUGGCGAUGGCAAAGAGCCUGAUGAUGGUACGACCUUUAACCCCUUUAUGAACCCUUCACCUUGGGGGACUUCUUUAUACCCUCUUGCUAAAUGUAUCCUGCAGAAUUAUACUGUUUUAAUUCAGACUGUGCUAUUUUAAGACCCUUGUAUAAGGCUACAAUGGCAUUGUUAGGGGAUUAGGCAGUGACUCACAGGAUGCGUCCCAAAUGGCACCCUAUUCCCUAUAUAGUGCACUACUUUAGACCAGAGAAUGGCACCCUAUUCCCUAUAUAGUGCACUACUUUAGACCAGAGAAUGGCACCCUAUUCCCUAUAUAGUGCACUACUUUAGACCAGAGAAUGGUACCCUAUUCCCUAUAUAGUGCACUACUUUAGACCAGAGAAUGGUACCCUAUUCCCUAUAUAGUGCACUACUUUAGACCAGAGAAUGGCACCCUAUUCCCUAUAUAGUGCACUACUUUAGACCAGAGAAUGGCACCCUAUUCCCUAUAUAGUGCACUACUUUAGACCAGAGAAUGGUAUCCUAUUCCCUAUAUAGUGCACUACUUUAGACCAGAGAAUGGUACCCUAUUCCCUAUAUAGUGCACUACUUUAGACCAGAGAAUGGCACCCUAUUCCCUAUAUAGUGCACUACUUUAGACCAGAGAAUGGCACCCUAUUCCCUAUAUAGUGCACUACUUUAGACCAGAGAAUGGUACCCUAUUCCCUAUAUAGUGCACUACUUUAGACCAGAGAAUGGCACCCUAUUCCCUAUACAGUGCACUACUUUAGACCAGAGAAUGGAACCCUAUUCCCCAUAUAGUGCACUACUUUAGACCAGAGAAUGGCACCCUGUUCCCUAUAUAGUGCACUACUUUAGACCAGAGAAUGGCACCCUAUUCCCUAUAUAGUACACUACUUUAGACCAGAGAAUGGCACCCUAAUCCCUAUAUAGUGCACUACUUUAGACCAGAGAAUGGCACCCUAUUCCCCAUAUAGUGCACUACUUUAGACCAGAGAAUGGCACCCUAUUCCCUAUAUAGUGCACUACUUUAGACCAGAGAAUGGCACCCUAUUCCAUAUAUAGUGCACUACUUUAGACCAGAGAAUGGAACCCUAUUCCCUAUAUAGUGCACUACUUUAGACCAGAGAAUGGCACCCUAUUCCCUAUAUAGUGCACUACUUUAGACCAGAGAAUGGCACCCUAUUCCCUAUAUAGUGCACUACUUUAGACCAGAGAAUGGAACCCUAUUCCCUAUAUAGUGCACUACUUUAGACCAGGCCUUGUGGGCCCUGUAUGGGGACUAGGGUGCCAAUUGGGACCAGCCCUAGUGUCCAACUGAACUUGAAUAGUCAGAUGGGUGAGAGGUUAUGACUAAUGGUCCAGUCCAGGAGUUACAUUUUGUAUACAUCUGGCCCAUCAUUGGACACUGUGUUAACAAACCUCCAAACGAGCUUCAAUGCCAUACAACACUCCUUCCGUAGCCUCCAACUGCUCUUAAACACUAGUAAAACUAAAUGCAUGCUCUUCAACCGAACGCUGCUUGCACCCGCCCGCCCGACUAGAAUCACUACUCUCGGCGGGUCUGACUUAGAGUAAGACCGUAAACUCUCCUUCCAGACUCACAUUAAGCAUCUCCAAUCAAAAGUUAGAUCUAGAAUCCGCUUCCUAUUUCGCAACAAAGCCUCCUUCACUCAUGCUGCCAAACAUGCCCUCGUAAAACUGACUAUCCUACCGAUCCUUGACUUCGGCGAUGUAAUUUACAAAAUAGCAAAUGCAAAAAUCUCUGAAGCUGGAGACACUUAUCUCCCUCACUAACUUUAAGCAUCAGUUGUCAGAGCAGCUUACCGAUCACUGCACCUGUACACAGCCCAUCUGAAAUUAGCCCACCCAACUACCUCAUCCCCAUAUUGUUAUUUAUUUUGCUAAUUUGCACCUCAGUAUCUCUAUUUGCACAUCAUCUUUUGCACAUCUAUCAUUCCAGUGUUAAUUACGAAAUUGUAACUACACUGCUCAAAAAAAUAAAGGGAACACUUAAACAACACAAUGUAACUCCAAGUCAAUCACACUUCUGUGAAAUCAAACUGUCCACUUAGGAAGCAACACUGAUUGACAAUACAUUUCACAUGCUGUUGUGCAAAUGGAAUAGACAACAGGUGGAAAUUAUAGGCAAUUAGCAAGACACCCCCAAUAAAGGACUGGUUUUGCAGGUGGUGACCACAGACCACUUCUCAGUUCCUAUGCUUCCUGGCUGAUGUUUUGGUCACUUUUGAAUGCUGGCGGUGCUUUCACUCUAGUGGUAGCAUGAGACGGAGUCUACAACCCACACAAGUGGCUCAGGUAGUGCAGCUCAUCCAGGAUGGCACAUCAAUGCGAGCUGUGGCAAGAAGGUUUGCUGUGUCUGUCAGCGUAGUGUCCAGAACAUGGAGGCGCUACCAGGAGACAGGGCAGUACAUCAGGAGACGUGGAGGAGGCUGUAGGAGGGCAACAACCCAGCAGCAGGACUGCUACCUCCGCCUUUGUGCAAGGAGGAGCAGGAGGAGCACUGCCAGAGCCCUGCAAAAUGACCUCCAGCAGGCCACAAAUGUGCAUGUGUCUGCUCAAAUGGUCAAAAACAGACUCCAUGAGCGUGGUAUGAGGGCCCGACGUCCACAGUUGGGGGUUGUGCUUACAGCCCAACACCGUGCAGGACGUUUGGCAUUUGCCAGAGAACACCAAGAUUGGCAAAUUCGCCACUGGUGCCCUGUGCUCGUCACAGAUGAAAGCAGGUUCACACUGACCACAUGUGACAGACGUGACAGAGUCUGGAGACGCCGUGGAGAACGUUCUGCUGCCUGCAACAUCCUCCAGCAUGACCGGUUUGGCGGUGGGUCAGUCAUGGUGUGGGGUGGCAUUUCUUUGGGGGGGCCGCACAGCCCUCCAUGUACUCGCCAGAGGUAGCCUGACUGCCAUUAGGUACCGAGAUGAGAUCCUCAGACCCCUUGUGGGACCAUAUGCUGGUGCGGUUGGCCCUGGGUUCCUCCUAAUGCAAGACAAUGCUAGACCUCAUGUGGCUGGAGUGUGUCAGCAGUUCCUGCAAGAGGAAGGCAUUGAUGCUAUGGACUGGCCCGCCCGUUCCCCAGACCUGAAUCCAAUUGAGCACAUCUGGGACAUCAUGUCUCGCUCCAUCCAACAACGCCACGUUGCACCACAGACUGUCCAGGAGUUGGCGGAUGCUUUAGUCCAGGUCUGGGAGGAGAUCCCUCAGGAGACCAUCCGCCACCUCAUCAGGAGCAUGCCCAGGCGUUGUAGGGAGGUCAUACAGGCACGUGGAGGCCACAUACACUACUGAGCCUCAUUUUGACUUGUUUUAAGGACAUGACAUCAAAGUUGGAUCAGCCUGUAGUGUGGUUUUCCACUUUAAUUUUGAGGGUGACUCCAAAUCCAGACCUCCAUGGGUUUCCAUUGAUAAUUUUUGUGUGAUUUUGUUGUCAGCACAUUCAACUAUGUAAAGAAAAAAGUAUUUAAUAAGAUUAUUUCAUUCAUUCAGAUCUAGGAUGUGUUAUUUUAGUGUUCCCUUUAUUUUUUUGAGCAGUGUAUUUUUGCACUAUGGCCUAUUUAUUUAUUGCCUUACCUCCAUAACUUACUACAUUCGAACACACUGUAUAUAUAUUUUCUGUUUUAUUUUUGACUUUAUUUUGUUUUACCCCAUGUGUAACCCUGUGUUGUUGUUUUUAUCGCACUGCUUUGCUUUAUCUUGGCCAGGUCGCAGUCACCAAUUGUGAAGUUCUCCCACUUAAAAAGAUGAGUCCAAGACCAUAAUUUGCAAAUAAAUUCAUUAAAAAUCCUACAAUGUGAUUUUCUGGAUUUUUUUUCUCUCAAUUUGUCUGUCAUAGUUGACGUGUACCUAUGAUGAAAAUUACAGGCCUCUCUCAUCUUUUUAAGUGGGAGAAACAGUUGUGUUUAAUCUGUUGCUUAAUGAUUGAUGCCAUUUCACCUUGAUCUAACUAACAUCAAGCUGUGUAGAAACGUCCAUGUUGGCCAAGCAGUAAUUCAAUUGAGGCUAUACAACUAUAAAUUGGAUAUCUGUAUGAUGACAUUAAUGAAAACCUUAAAUCACACUUAAAAGGUUAUCAAGCUGUGCUUCUAGUUCUGUAGGGAUCAUCUUUUUCAUUAAGAGAUGUGUAACGGGGUGGGGUUAGGGUCUGGGGCGGGUGAUCAUCUUUUUCAUUAGGAGAUGUGUAACGGGGUGGGGUUAGGGUCUGGGGCGGGUGAUCAUCUUUUCCAUUAGGAGAUGUGUAACGGGGUGGGGUUAGGGUGUAACGGGGUGGGGUUAGGGUGUAACGGGGUGGGGUUAGGGUGUAAAGGGGUGGGGUUAGGGUGUAAAGGGGUGGGGUUAGGGUGUAACGGGGUGGGGUUAGGGUCUGGGGCGGGUGAUCAUCUUUUCCAUUAGGAGAUGUGUAACGGGGUGGGGUUUGGUGUAGUAAAGGGGUGGGGUUAGGGUGUAAAAUGGGUGUGGGGUUAGGGUCUGGGGCGGGUCAUUAGGAGAUGUGUAAAGGGGGUGGGGGUUAGGGGUGUAAAAGGGGGGGGUUGAGGGUGUAAAAGGGGUGGGGUUAGGGGUCUGGGGCGGGUCAUAAGCAGAUGUGUAACGUGGUGGGGUUAGGUGUAAAAAAGGGGGGUUGGGGUUAGGGGUGUAACGGGGUGGGGUUAGGGUGUAAAGGGGUGGGGUGGGGUUAGGGUCUGGGGCGGGUCAUUAAGAGAUGUGUAAAGGGUGGGGUUAGGGUGUAAAGGGGUGGGGUUAGGGUGUAAAGGGGUGGGGUUAGGGUGUAAAGGGGUGGGGUAAGGGUGUAAAGGGUGGGGGUUAGGGUGUAAGAGGGGUGGGGUUAGGGUGUAAAAGGGGUGGGGUUAGGGUGUAAAGGGGUGGGGUUUAGUGUCUGGGGCGGGUGAUGCUGAUCUAGGAUCAGUUAAGGUCCAAGUAAAAAGACCCAUGAGCACCAACAAGAGAAAAGACCCAUGAGCACCAACAAGAGAAAAGACCCAUGAGCACCAACAAGAGAAAAGACCCAUGAGCACCAACAAGAGAAAAGACCCAUGAGCACCAACAAGAGAAAAGACCCAUGAGCACCAACAAGAGAAAAGACCCAUGAGCACCAACAAGAGAAAAGACCCAUGAGCACCAACAAGAGAAAAGACCCAUGAGCACCAACAAGAGAAAAGACCCAUGAGCACCAACAAGAGAAAAGACCCAUGAGCACCAACAAGAGAAAGACCCAACAGAGCACCAACAAGAGAAAAGACCCAUGAGCACCAACAAGAGAAAAGACCCAUGAGCACCAACAAGAGAAAAGACCCAUGAGCACCAACAAGAGAAAAGACCCAACAGAGCACCAACAAGAGAAAAGACCCAUGAGCACCAACAAGAGAAAUGACCCAUGAGCACCAACAAGAGAAAAGACCCAUGAGCACCAACAAGAGAAAAGACCCAUGAGCACCAACAAGAGAAAAGACCCAUGAGCACCAACAAGAGAAAAGACCCAUGAGCACCAACAAGAGAAAAGACCCAUGAGCACCAACAAGAGAAAAGACCCAUGAGCACCAACAAGAGAAAAGACCCAUGAGCACCAACAAGAGAAAAGACCCAUGAGCACCAACAAGAGAAAUGAAAGCUAAUAGUAUUUGUGAGAAAUUAAGGUGUAUAUACUGUGCAUUCAGAAGUAUUAAGACCCGUUCCCUUUUCCACAUUUUGUUACGUUACAGCCUUAUUCUAAAAUUAAUUACAUAUUUUUUUUCAGCAAUCUACACACAAUACCCCAUAAUGACAAAGUGAAAACAGGUUUUUAUACAUUUUAGCAAAUUUAUAAAAUAAAAAAAAACAGAAAUACCUUAUUUACAUAAGUAUUCAGACCCUUUGCUAUGAGACUUCGAAAUUGAGCUCAGGUGCAUCCUGUUUCCAUUGAUCAUCCUUGAGAUGUUUCUACAACUUGAUUGGAGUCCACCUGUGGUAAAUUCAAUUGAGUUGACAUGAUCUGGAAAGGAACACAGCUGUCUAUAUAAGGUCUCACAGUUGACAGUGCAUUUCAGAGCAAAAAAAAAGCCAUGACGUCGAAGGAAUUGUCCGUAGAGCUCCAAGACAGGAUUGUGUCGAGGCACAGAUCUGGGGAAGGGUACCAAAAAAUGUCUGCAGCAUUGAAGGUCCCCAAGAACACAGUGGCCUCCAUCAUUCUUAAAUGGAAUACAUUUGGAACCAGCAAGACUCUUCGUAGAGCUGGCCGCUUGGCCAAACUGAGCAAUCGGGGGAGAAGGGCCUUGGUCAGGGAGGUGACCAAGGACCCAAUGGUCAUUUUGACAGAGCUCCAGAGUUCCUCUGUGGAGAUGGGAGAACCUUCCAGAAGGACAACCAUCUCUGCAGCACUCCACCAAUCAGGCCUUUAUGGUAGAGUGGCCAGACGGAAGCCACUCCUCAGUAAAAUGACAGCCAGCUUGGAGUUUACCAAAAGGCACCUAAAGGACUCUCAGAUCAUGAGAAACAAGAUUCUCUGGUCUGAUGAAACCAAGAUUGAACUCUUGGGCUGAAUGCCAGCGUCACGUCUGGAGGAACCUGACACCAUCCCUACGGUGAAGCGUGGUGGUGGCAGCAUCAUACUGUGGGGAUGUUUUCAGUGUUAGGGAUCUGGGAGGACUAGUCAGGAUCGAGGGAAAGAUGAACGGAGCAAAGUACAGAGAGAUCCUUGAUGAAAACCUGCUCCAGAGCGCUCACGGACCUCAGACUGUGGCGAAGGUUCACCAUUCCAACAUGGAAGUAUUCUGAAGGUUCCUGAAUGUCACUUGAGUUGGCCCAGUCAGAGCCCGGAAUUGAAACCCGAUCAAAACAUCUCUGGCGAGACCUGAAAAAUAGCUGGAUCUGUAGAGCGAAUUGUGAGGCAACUCCCAAAUACAGGGCGCGAAACUCCCCCAAUACAAGGUGCGCAACUUGUUAGCGUCAUACCCCAAUAAGACUCGAGGCUGUAAUCGCUGCCAAAGAUGCUACAAAAGUACUCUGUUAAAGGGUCCUGUAUACUUAUGUAAAUUUGAUUAUUUCAGUUAGUUAUUUUUUAAUACAUUUGCAAAAUUUUCCUAAAAACCUUUUUUUGCUUUCAUUAUGGGGUGUAGAUUGAUGAAGAGAAAAAAACAUGAAUCCAUUUUAGAUAAUCUGUAACAAAAUGUGGAAAAAUUUCCAGGGUUCUAGAAAACGUUCGAAUUGCACGUAUAUUUACAUUUCCAUCCUAAAAAUAGGAUAAGUUCCAGGCUUUGGGUUCUGACCAGAUGAAAAGGGUCUUAGAAACUCUACCGUUGACGUAAAAAAAAAAAAUCAAAUAUUUCACCUUUAUUUACCAGGUAAGCCGUUGAGAACAGGUUCUCAUUACAACUGCGACUGGCCAAGAUAAAGCAAAGUAGUGCCAUAAAAACAACACAGAGUUACAUAGGGGUAAAAAACAUAAAGUCAGAAAUACAACAGAAAAUGAUAUAUAACAGUGUGUGCAAUGUAGCAAUUAAUUGGAUGUAAGGUCAUAAAUAGGGCUAAGUGCGCAUAAUUCACAAUAGUAAAGUCCCCCAUGCCACCGAAUAUUAACACUUAUAUUUAGUUUGAGACAUUUUUCUGCCUUCUUUACGUUUUAAGAAACAUUGCCUUGUGCCUUGAAAUUCCGUUACCAAAAGCCCACAUAUCUUUAAGAUAGGGAGGAUAAUAAGUAAAGAAAUAAAUAAUAAAUGUUUGGAAGUAAAGGACUUAUCAAUCAAUUAGUUCGUUUUUACUGAUAUCAAAUUUGUUUAUGAAUUAUUAAGUAAUUAAAGCUAGAAAUUCAGUGACAAAAUUGAUAACGGAAUUUCAGAAAAAUCGGUAACAGAAUUUCUGCAAUUGAAUUGGCUACAAUGCGAAAUCAUAGUAGUCACACCACAGUUGGGUUCACAAGUUUGGACGAGAGGAGAGUAGAGCGGACAGAGAGGAAAAGUAAGAGAGGAGAGUAGAGCGGACAGAGAGGAAAAGUAAGAGAGGAGAGUAGAGUUGAGGACACUAUAAUGUACUAUAGUCUACUGCACCCAACUGAAUAGUUUUUCACAGUAUACUGAAACUUCUGCACUUUUUUUGAUACAGUACUGGAAUUUAUGUUUGGUACUUCUGUCAAAUGUGUCUCACGAGAUACAGGAUGCCCUCUCAGUCAGCGCAGCCUCUUUUAAAGUGUGAAGAGCAAAGUGCCUGUUCCUCUUCCUCAAUCAUUACUAGAGCUGUCUGGCUGCAUUGUUCGCUCUCCACCAAUGACCUGUAUCUACACUGAACAAAAAGAUAAAUGCAACAUGUAAAGUGUUCGUCCCAUGUUUCAUGAGCUGAAAUAAAAGAUCCCAGAAAUUUUCCCAAACACACAGAAUACAAAAAUAGCUUAUUUGUGCACAAAUUUGUUUACAUCCCUGUUAGAGAAUUUCUCCUUUGCCAAGAUAAUCCAUCCACCUGACAGGUGUGGCAUAUCAAGAAGCUGAUUUAAACAGCAUGAUCAUUACACAGGUGCACAUUGUGCUGUGGACAAUAAAAGGCCACUCUAAAAUGUGCAGUUUUUUCACAACACAAUACCACAGAUGUGUGCAAUUGCAUUGCUGACUGCAGGAAUGUCCACCAGAGCUGUUGCUAGAGAAUUGAAUGUUCAUUUCUCUACCAUAAGCUUCCUCCAAUGUCAUUUUAGAGAAUUUGGCAGUACGUCCAACCGGCCUCACAACCGCAGACCACGUGUCACCACGCCAGUCCAGGACCGCCACAUCCGGCUUCUUCACCUGCAGGAUCGUCUGAGACCAGCCACCCAGACAGCUGAUGAAACUGUGGGUUUGGACAACCGAAGAGUUUCUGCACACUGUCAGAAACCGUCUCAGGGAAGCUCAUCUGGGUGCUCGUUGUCCUCAUCAGGGUCUUGACCUGACUGCAGUUUGGCGUCGUAACCGACUUCAGUGGGCAAAUGCUCACCUUCGAUGGCCACAGGCACGCUGGAGAAGUAUGCUCUUCAUGGAUGAAUCCCGGUUUCAACUGUACCGGGCAGAUGGCAGACAGAGUGUUUGGCAUCGUGUGGGCGAUUGGUUUGCUGAUGUCAACGUUGUGAACAGUGUGACCCAUGGUGGCAGUGGGGUUAUGGUAUGGGCAGGCAUAAGCUACGGACAACGAACACAAUUGCAUUUUAUCUAUGGAAAUUUGAAUGCACAGAGAUACCUUGACGAGACCCUGAGGCCCAUUGUCGUGCCAUUCAUCCACCGCCAUCACCUCAUGUUUCAGCAUGAAAAUGCACAGCCCCAUUUCUCAAGGAUCUGUAUACAAUUCCAUGGCCUGCAUAUUCACCAGACAUGACACCCGUUGAGCAUGUUUGGGAUGCUCUGGAUCAACGUGUGUGACAGCAUGUUCCAAUUCCCGCCAAUAUCCAGCAACUUUGUACAGCCAUUGAAGAGGAGUGGAACAACAUUCCACAGGCCGCAAUCAACAGCCUGAUCAACUCUAUGUGAAGGAGAUGUGUCGCGCUACAUGAGGCAAAUGGUGGUCACACCAGAUACUGACUGGUUUUCUGAUCAAUGCCCCUACUUUUGUUUUGAAAGGUAACUGUGACCAACAGAUGCAGAUCUGUAUUCCCAGUCGUGAAAUCCAUAGAUUAGGGCCUGAUUAAUUUAUUUCAAUUGACUGAUUUCCUUAUAUGAAGUGUAACUCAGUAAAAUCUUAAUGUUGUCAUGUUGUUCAGUAUCUGUGAAGACUCAAUAGUGCAUUUGAAAACAAGGAAUUCUGGUUGAGAUGUCAUGUGGGAGAUCUAUGUGGACAGAACAUGCGCAGUUUGAGCUACUCUAGGAAGGCUCAGUGCUGCCCCCUCUCAUUGAGUAUCUCAAGUUGAAGGCCGACCAGGGUACUGCAGGCUGCCAUUAGCUACUGGUUUUUAAAGUAAUCGGUUCAAGGCCCAUACAUCUGGAGAAAUAGUCAAUUAUUGGUCCCAUGAUUGUCUUUGAAAUUUGUAUUUAUUUACACGAAGAUUGACCACGAAGAUUGCCAUUUUCUGAAAACUUGAACUUUGUUCUCGCCUGCUCCCAACUCAUGCUGCACAAACGUUAACACACUUGAAGAAUUUAACACGGCAUGUAGAAAUGUAGAAACUGUUCAUUACUGUUCGCAAAACAAUGUCCAUACAGGCUAGAGUGCAAGACAUACCAGUAGCUUUAAUUGUAGGCUAACGUUCCUGGCUAGCUGACAGCUGACGCUAACAUUAAUUCACUACCCUACGACUUGGAUUGUGAUAAUAUGCUAAACUAUAAUGCAAAAUAUACUGAUUUCAAAGAUGAUUGUCCCCAACUUUAUUAAUUCACUUCUUCGUCUGCCUCGCCUCCCCCGUCUGGUUUCCACAAGAUUCCACAGCCACGUUCUGCCUCGUGCCGUUCUGCCUCGUGCCGUUCUGCCUCGUGCCGUUCUGCCUCGUGCCGUUCUGCCUCGUGCCGUUCUGCCUCGUGCCGCUCUGCCUCGUGACGUUCUGCCUCGUGCCGUUCUGCCUCCCGAACGUCAUUCAUUUCUUAGAGACACACGGUUAUAAAAGAAGAGAUUGCUUCUUCUGUGCAAAUGUUGUUAAUCAGUUCAAUAAAAUAUGUUCUUGUAGCAGUUGCCAAUAUAAUAAGUCCUAAAUGGAAGGGAUUGUUUCAUCUAUAGCUCCAUGAAGUCAGCUAAAAUAAGCUCAAUACCUCAGUGCCCCACUCCUAUUGAAUAAUAUGGUUUCCCCUCUAGUGUGAAUAGACCUAGGCUAUGUCUUGAUCCCACUCCUAUUGAAUAAUAUGGAUUCACCUCUAUUGUGAAUAGACCUAGGCUAUGUCUUGAUCCCACUCCUAUUGGAUAAUAUGGAUUCCCCUCUAUUGUGAAUAGACCUAGGCUAUGUCUUGAUCCCACUCCUAUUGAAUAAUAUGGAUUCCCCUCUAUUGUGAAUAGACCUAGGCUAUGUCUUGAUUUACUCAGUUUAUCAAUAGAGAUUUACAUUUCAAAUAAAUGAUUACCAUUGUUGUUUUUGUAGUUAGAUUGGUGAAAACAAAGUCAGAUCGAUUGUAUUAUUGAUUCAUUAAUGUCUCAAAACAAAUGGACAUGUUCUAAUGUGAUGAGACUGAACAGAGCAGGAGCUGAGUUUAUCUGUCUGGAUAAAGGACAUGUUCUAAUGUGAUGAGACUGAACAGAGCAGGAGCUGAGUUUAUCUGUCUGGAUAAAGUGCCAUUCUAGGACUGGCUAAAACACCUUUGUUGUUUUGGUAUCAUGAUGGUAUCGAGUAUCAUGAUACUAAACCUGUAAUCGGUAUCCAAGUCCAAAUUCUGGUAUCGUGACAACACUAGUACUGAACUGAACUGUAAUCUACUGGGCUUAAUGUCCAAAGUUGUGAAACAUUGACGUCUAUGAUUGGUUCAGAUUUGGUCCGGACCAACCGAAUUUGGUCGUGUUUGGGGGAAGAGCUCGUUAAAAUAAUAGCCAGUAUGUAGAAUAAUACCAAAAUAUGCAAAGGAGGAUAUUGUAUAUUUCUACCUUUUGUACCAUUCAGGAUACAUCCCCAUGAAGAGCAUGACUUUCAUAUCAUCAUUAUGGAUUUCUGUGUAGUACAGAUCAGGGACCCAUGAUGACGUUCCGUUACCGCAAUUCCGUUACCGGGUAUAAAUCCACUUCACUUACUGUAGUUCAUUAACCAAAAUAGAUUUUUUCAAUGUGUCUUGUCAUAGCUGACACCCCAUUCUUUCUGCAGACAUCGUUGAAUCUUAAUUCGGAGCAGAUAUGUAAGAGUUUUUGGAAAACAUGGACACAAAAGAAACUGAGAUUUUACCGAAAUUCUGUUACCGAACUUUGCAUCUGCACAGCUCCUUCAGGAAAUGUGUUUUUGUAAAAUGUUCAGUGUAAAUUGUUAUAAGUAGUCCUUGUGCAUAGUUUGUUGAACAUGGUUUGUUAAACUUCUAUAUCAAUGUUUUUUUGUUUGGCAUACAUUUGAAGUGGAAAGUCAGUGUCGGCGCAAAUCUGUUACCAUGGAAAUGCCUCAAGGUUAGGAUAGGGGGAGGGGAAACUGAUCCUAGAUCUGUACACAGGGAGCUCUUAAAGGUAGAGAGAAAGAAACCAAACCCCUGCUCUCUCCUCCAGGUGAAAAACAUUUUUCCAUGUAGAUUUAAAGAAACUAAACCCCUUCUUCUCUCAGUGAAACAACAUUAUAAUCCUAGUGGAUUAAAGAAAUUAAACCCCUGCUUCUCCUCGGGAAACAACAUAAAUCCUGAGAUUUAAAGAACCAAACCUGCCUCUCUCAGGUGAACAACUUUAAUCCUAGAGAUUUAAAGAACCAACCUGUCUCUCUCUCGGUGAAAACAUUAAUCUAGAAUUUUAAGAACUAAACCCUCUCUCGUCUCAGGUUUGAACCAUUUAAUGUAUUAGAUUUAAAGAACCAACCCUGCUCUUCUCCAGUUGAAACAACAUUAUAAUCCUAGUGAUUUAAAGACCAAACCUGUCUUCUACCAGGAAACAAGGUUAUAGAUUGUAGAUUAAAGGAAACCAACCCUGCUCUCUACCAGGGAACACUUAAAUCCUAGUAGAUUAAAGAAACCAAACCCCUGCUCUCUCCUCCAGGUGAAACAACAUUAUAAUCCUAGUAGAUUUAAAGAAACCAAACCCCUGCUCUCUCCUCCAGGUGAAACAACAUUAUAAUCCUAGUAGAUUUAAAGAAACCAAACCCCUGCUCUCUCCUCCAGGUGAAACAACAUUAUAAUCCUAGUAGAUUUAAAGAAACCAAACCCCUGCUCUCUCCUCCAGGUGAAACAACAUUAUAAUCCUAGUAGAUUUAAAGAAACCAAACCCCUGCUCUCUCCUCCAGGUGAAACAACAUUAUAAUCCUAGUAGAUUUAAAGAAACCAAACCCCUGCUCUCUCCUCCAGGUGCGUGGCAGACUAAGGUGAGUAACCGGGAGAGGCGGAAGCAGAAGAGGAAGGAGAAGGGGCCUGACAGGUCAGGAAGCACGGAGGGGGUAACACACCACCAGGUGGAACAGCCCCCUCUAACCGCCCAGGUCCGCAGGAAGAACAGA